CUGAUCAUCGAUGUCAUCGGUGGAAAGGGCGAAGGGAGAGAAUUUGGGAGACAGAAUUGACCGUUAGUUUGAAAGAUCGAAGGAUCCGUGUGCUGUUGACCGUCCACUGAUGACUCCGGAAACAUGAACGUUUAACGGGAGUUUUCCCCUUCUCGAAAUUACACAACUACGCGCUUGUUCCGGUAGUAGUUCGAAUGUAUGACACUUUAUUCACUGCACAGCAUCUCGAAAUCGACGAACAAAAAGCAAAAUUAGAAUGGAUUUCUGUAAACAUUGACCCGGAUCGUCACAGAUCGGUGCCGCAUCAUUGCUGUUCGAAGAAAGCCGGCAGAAUUAUCCUUUUUUCCGCCCUAAAGUGAUCAUAAAAAGAAGUGUUCAUCAUGUUCAUUACCAACAUACUGCUGAAGAAAGCGAAAAGCAAGAAUAUCCUCGUGCUGAUGGAAAGUGCCGUCAGUGGGCAUCAGUUUACCAUGAUCCGCGAGCGGUUGGCCGACAAGCUGGAACUGCAGCGCUUUGACCCAUACAUUCAAAAGAUGUGCCUGUACCGGGAGCGCAAACGGCUACGAAGUCUCAACUAAACGCCCAUGUAUUUUCCCCCCGGCAUUGUCCGGCUGCAGCCGUAGUUUGUGUAUAUAAAUAAACCAAUACCGUGUGUGUGUGUGCGAAGCUUACCAAAA
Messenger RNA from Anopheles arabiensis, 677 nucleotides. It is a transcript of the gene mRpL33, whose product is annotated as 39S ribosomal protein L33, mitochondrial. The coding region runs from base 381 to 578 and encodes 65 amino acids. Gene Ontology annotation, cellular component: ribosome; mitochondrion. Lineage: Eukaryota; Metazoa; Arthropoda; Insecta; Diptera; Culicidae. The record is from RefSeq and is a predicted model, not a curated record. Gene Ontology annotation, biological process: translation. Gene Ontology annotation, molecular function: structural constituent of ribosome. The transcript is spliced from 5 exons.